AUGGUAUCAGCCUUUAGCAAUCAUGAAAAGAAGGGAAAAAAAGGACAGAAAAAUCAGAUAUCUGACUUGGACGAGUCAGAUUUUGACCGAGACAAAGGUGUCAGUAAGAUACUAAAGGCCAGAGACUCGAGCAGUGCACACCAAAGGCCAGGGCCCAAUGGGUCAUUGCUCUUUUUUUUUUCCAGCGACACAAAUUUGUGUUCAUGUAGAUGCAUGAAUAGUGAAAAACAGGCAAAAAAAAAUGAGUGCCCUCAGAAGGAUGUAAUGAUCUUGUAUAAGAGAAUGAAUUUGGUUGGGUUCAAACCCUGUCUCAUUACAUUCAACAUUUUGAUUAACAGUUGUUGUCAAUCCAAGAAUACUGACACUGGGUUCAGCUUGUUUGGGGGUGUUCUAAAGAGGGGUUAUCAUCCUGAUGUAUAUACUUUCACUUAUUUGAUCAAAGGGUUGUGUUUGCAGACGAAGAUUCAUUGUGCCAUGAAGCUGUUUGACAGAAUGAUUGAGAUGGGAAUUGAACCGAAUGAAUGUACAUGUGUAGCUUUAAUAACUGGGCUGUGUAGAACAGGCAAUAUACAUCUUGCUCUUAAGGUGCAAAACAACAUGGUUAGAUGGAACAACUUUGAGCCGAAUGUUUAUUCCUAUUGUGUUAUCAUAGAUUCUCUAUGCAAAGGAGGUUUACUGGACGAGGCAUUGAAUCUGUUUUUGCAAAUGAUAAAUGAUGCGAAGAUAGCAUUGAAUGUUGUAGUUUAUAACACGUUGAUUAAUGGUCUUUGA
Messenger RNA from Papaver somniferum (opium poppy), 771 nucleotides. RefSeq names its product pentatricopeptide repeat-containing protein At1g62914, mitochondrial-like. The record is from RefSeq and is a predicted model, not a curated record. The transcript has 2 exons. Lineage: Eukaryota; Viridiplantae; Streptophyta; Magnoliopsida; Ranunculales; Papaveraceae. Gene Ontology annotation, molecular function: protein binding. Bases 1 to 771 code for a protein of 256 amino acids.